Aspergillus nomiae NRRL 13137 is the source of this 604-nucleotide messenger RNA. Its product is annotated as transcription initiation factor IIA subunit gamma. Gene Ontology annotation, biological process: RNA polymerase II preinitiation complex assembly; transcription initiation at RNA polymerase II promoter. Lineage: Eukaryota; Fungi; Ascomycota; Eurotiomycetes; Eurotiales; Aspergillaceae. Gene Ontology annotation, cellular component: transcription factor TFIIA complex. Bases 26 to 364 code for a protein of 112 amino acids. The transcript has 3 exons. Gene Ontology annotation, molecular function: TBP-class protein binding; RNA polymerase II general transcription initiation factor activity. The record is from RefSeq and is a predicted model, not a curated record.
CCUCGAUCGCUCCAUACUCGGCACCAUGAGCAACGCACAAGCGUAUUACGAGCUUUAUCGCGGGAGCAGCCUGGGCCUGUCCCUUACCGACACCCUCGAUGACUUGAUCAAUGAAGGCCGAAUCGAGCCCCAGCUCGCCAUGAAGAUUCUUUCCACUUUCGAUCGAGUGAUUACCGAGGUUCUCGCAGACAAAGUGCGCGCAAGGCUUACUUUCAAGGGCCAUCUGGAUACAUAUCGCUUCUGCGACGAAGUAUGGACAUUCCUCAUCAAAGACGUCACUUUCAAACUGGACAACCAGACGACUGUGCAAGCAGAUAAAGUCAAGAUUGUGAGCUGCAACAGCAAGCGCCCCGGCGAGGCAUAGUGACCUAUCGUUCCCAGAUAUUCAUGGCUCUUUGUGCUUUAUUUUGUUCCCUUGGGUCCUGUUUUCCGGACCGGCGUUACGAUAAUGUCAGCAUCGGGUUGACUGGGGCAUGGAUUUCUUGAUAUUAGGGGGUUUUUUAUGUGGCGUUGGGGACAUAACAUUGACUGCAUGUGUAUUACAAAUCUUGCUGUGCAAACGGUGCUUAGAACAAAUCGAUACCCAAGAUGGACGCGGGUUUUU